This is a messenger RNA of Lachancea dasiensis, 438 nucleotides long. NCBI's taxonomy places the organism in Eukaryota, Fungi, Ascomycota, Saccharomycetes, Saccharomycetales, Saccharomycetaceae. The record is from the annotation of a GenBank genome assembly.
AUGCUCGCUGCGAAAUUGCUACGCUCCACAAUGUGUGGAGUUUCUCGUCCAGUGACCAGAAUCUCUACCUAUCAGUUGUAUUCUACAAACGUGUCACUGAAAAUUCCUCCCAUCAAACGUGUAGGAGAAUCCCUGGAUCGCAAAAAAGCUCGCUUAGUCUACCAGUCACGUAAGAGAGGUAUCCUGGAGACGGAUUUGCUGCUUUCCCGGUUCGCAGCCAAAUAUCUGAACUCGAUGACUCCAGAAGAACUGGAUGAGUAUGACGCACUACUAGACGAACUUGACUGGGACAUCUAUUACUGGGCCACGAAAAACUACACGAUAACUCCGUUGCCGGAAAAAUUCAAAAAUUCUAAGCUACUCCUAAAACUGCAAGAUUUUAGUGAAAACAAAGACAAGGAGAUUCUAAGAAUGCCAGAACUACACGAACAAAGGUAA